AUGCCACCCACUUUCAAUCUGUCAGCCGCCUGGGACUCCAUACCUGUCACAGUUGCCGAUGGCCACGACCUCAACGAAAAGACGCUGCUGGGAUUUCCGGCGUUCAAGAAUUGGUUGGAUGCGCUCAAAAAGAAUCUUGAAGUGCAAACAACUCCUGGACACACGUUUGAGAAGGAUCCAUGGCGCCUAACAGGCGUGAUGAUACAUAACGUCACCGUGUUUGAUGACGGCAAGAUAGGCUUCAUGACGAUCGAAGCAUUGAUGAAAAAGAACGACAAAUCCCUAAACCGAGUCAUCUUCUUGCGCGGCGGUAGUGUAGCCGUCCUUAUGAUACUACGACCCAAGGACGCUAGGAACGAGCGAUAUGUCAUCCUCACAGAGCAGCCGCGAAUCGGCGCAUGUAGCACUGCUUUCCUUGAGAUUCCCGCGGGCAUGCUGGACGAUAAGUCUGGCGAUGUUAUUGGGAAAGCGAUGCAGGAAAUUGAAGAAGAGACGAGUCUAAGGGUCAGGGGAGAGGAGCUGAUCGACCUGACGGCGAUGGCUCUCGAGCAGGCUGAAACCAAAGAGCAUCUGCAAAAAGCGUUGUACAUGAGCCCUGCAAAUCUUGACGAAUAUAUCCCGUUGCUGUUGUGGGAGAAAGACCUGGACCGGAAGGAGAUCGAGGCCUUGAAGGGCAAGUUGACUGGCGAACGCGCCAAGGACGAACUGAUCACUUUGCGCGUACGCGAUUACGAAGUGCUUUGGAAAGAAGGUGCAAGAGAUGCUAAGACGCUUGCUGCUUGGGCCCUGUAUGAAGGAUUGAACAGGGCUGGAAAGAUUGAAAAGCGAUUACAAGAAAUCCGUAUAGGUCGCACGCAGAGAUGA
Alternaria postmessia is the source of this 864-nucleotide messenger RNA. RefSeq lists its product as uncharacterized. Bases 1 to 864 code for a protein of 287 amino acids. Gene Ontology annotation, biological process: nucleoside phosphate metabolic process; ribose phosphate metabolic process. Lineage: Eukaryota; Fungi; Ascomycota; Dothideomycetes; Pleosporales; Pleosporaceae. The transcript has a single exon. Gene Ontology annotation, molecular function: ADP-ribose pyrophosphatase activity; ADP-glucose pyrophosphatase activity. The record is from RefSeq and is a predicted model, not a curated record.